Telopea speciosissima is the source of this 1939-nucleotide messenger RNA. RefSeq names its product RING-H2 finger protein ATL52-like. Gene Ontology annotation, biological process: protein ubiquitination. The coding region runs from base 254 to 1495 and encodes 413 amino acids. Gene Ontology annotation, molecular function: transferase activity. The record is from RefSeq and is a predicted model, not a curated record. The transcript has a single exon. NCBI's taxonomy places the organism in Eukaryota, Viridiplantae, Streptophyta, Magnoliopsida, Proteales, Proteaceae.
AAAUUUUGAAGAAAAAGGGGAAAUGGAUUUAAUAGAAGAAAAGAGAGAAAGCGAAAUGGGAACAAAACGGAAGGUGGAGAGAUAUCCUAACCUCUCGAAUCGACAGUCUUUCCAUCAACAUCGUCUCUCAAACUGAAACAUGGUCUCUUCGCGGAGUAGGUUCGAAUCUACUUCUCACCUGUUCUUCUUCUCUCUCCUUCCAAGUUCCAACUCUACCUAGAGUCCUCUUUGCUUCUCUCUCUCUGCUUCUUCAAUGGCGUCUAUUUAUCAGAAGUUUUUUGCCGAUUCAAACAUGACAGUCAAUUGUACAAUUGAAAGCUGUGUUCCAACAGUAAACGAUACAAUUCUUUGUUCCGUUUAUGCUUGUCCUCCUGUUUCUUCUCUUUUUCCUUCUAAUCCAGACUAUUUCAAGGAUGAAUCCUUCUCUCAUAGAUUUUCCCCAAUUGUAAUCAUCGUCUGCGCUGUUCUUGGUGGUGCUUUUCUUCUCGUUACUUACUAUGCCGUCAUCGUUAAGUACUGUUCGAGUUGGAAUCGCGCAAGGAUUGCUCCACCUCAACCUCACGAUGAUUACGAAGAUUUUUUCGAUGAGGAUCAGGGACCGAUUAUAGAUCAUCCCAUCUGGUUCAUCCAAACAGUGGGUCUCCCAGAUAACAUCGUCAAUUCCAUCACCGUCUGCAAGUAUCAGAAUGGAACGGGCUUGGUUGAAGGGACUGAGUGCUCAGUUUGUCUCGGUGAGUUCCAGGAGGAUGAUACUCUUAGGUUACUACCCAAGUGCUGCCAUGCCUUCCACCUCCUCUGUAUCGAUAGGUGGCUCAGAUCCCAUACUAAUUGCCCUUUGUGUCGCGCCCCAAUCGUGUCUAACCCCGAUAGUCUUGGGCGUUCGUCGACUGCAACUGAGCCAAACUUAAGUAAUUCGGGUACAGUGGAUGAAACCCAGUUGGGGAAUUCGUCGAGUGAUGGUGCUUCAGGAAGCAAUCAGAGCGGCGGAGGUGGGGUUGGUGAAACCACUGUUGUGGUUGGCGCUGGAAUAGAGGAUGAAGUUGAAUUACGGGUUGAUGGUGGAACAAAGGAUGCUGAGAUUGAAAAGGAGGCCAUGACUCAGCUAUCAUCACCUGCAAAUUCUGGGCUUCAGAUGGUCAGUAUCGACAUGAGUGAUAAUCGUCUGGAGGAGGAAGGCAACAUACAGCCUGUAAAAAGGUCUUUUUCUAUGGGUUCAUUUGCUGCAGCCAUGAUGUGUUUCUCUCCGUCUAAUUUUCCUCCAUUAGAAUCCGAAGGAAGUUCGUCUACCCAAGUAAUCUCAGUUGAAGAAUCCAAUUCAGAACUCGUCUCCAAGGGCCAAGGUGGAAGUCCCAACUUUUUUAAGCUGAUGGAUGGUUCUUUCACUCGGCAAGCUCUCAAAAUUGGACCUAUUGCCAUGAAAAGAUCAGUGUCGUGCGGUGGAAAGUUCUUGCUAUCAAGAUAUGGCGGAUCCAAAAAAUCGAUUCUUCCCCUGUGAGAUCUUUUUACUCCUCUCCUCCUCUUCUAUAUUUAGUUGCAGUGCAGAUGUCCGCAAGACUAAGAUAUCUUAGCUGCCCCCAACAAAUUGGGGUCCUCUUCUUUUUUCUACAUCAAAAUAUACAAUAAAGCUAAGCUGAUGAACUGUAUAUAAGCGGAAGGAAGAUGGAACUGACAAUCAGAGUCCAGUCAUCUUGGGACAAAGAAUUUUGGCAUUUUACCUGCCGAUUCAAGUUUGCACGGAGAACCAAGUUUGGUUUGCAGAACCAAGUAAUUGUGGUAUUUGUUUCUGUGUCUCUUGCAACAAAUGUAAUUCCUGAUGUAGUUUUAUACAUCUCAAAAAAUAUGUGAAAUGCAGGAUUCAAUUGAAGAAUCUGACAAUAAUAAUGUUAUAUUUCUAUCAAUUUGAUUGGAAAUGUUUUAUCUGUUAUAAAACUAACCAUUA